This is a messenger RNA of Punctularia strigosozonata HHB-11173 SS5, 1500 nucleotides long. Its product is annotated as polysaccharide lyase family 4 protein. Gene Ontology annotation, biological process: pectin catabolic process. The record is from RefSeq and is a predicted model, not a curated record. Gene Ontology annotation, molecular function: carbon-oxygen lyase activity, acting on polysaccharides; carbohydrate binding. The transcript has 21 exons. Lineage: Eukaryota; Fungi; Basidiomycota; Agaricomycetes; Corticiales; Punctulariaceae. The annotation marks the transcript as partial.
AGCAAUGGCGACAUAACAUCCCUGAAGUUCAAUGGAGUGGAGGCACAGGACUCAAGCAAAUUCAGUCAGAUUAGCUCAGGACUAGGCAGCGCGUCUUGCUCCUGGGUGCGCACCGGCAACGACGACAAUUACAUCUUGAUCACCUGUACCACAAGCACGUUAACGCAAUACUAUGUCGCAAGGUACAAAGAUCCAGCAGUUCAUAUGGCGACCUAUACCACCGCGGAGCCCAGCGUUGGGGAACUUCGUUUCAUUGCUCGCCUCAACAAGGAUGUUUUGUACAGCGGAUACACCGUCUCAGACGUCGAGGACGGCACUGCAAUCGAAGGCAGCGAUGUCUUCCUGGUCGAUGGACAGACUCGGUCGAAGUUCUAUUCAUCCAGACAAUUCAUCGACGAUAGCAUCCAUGGUGUCACCGGAAGUAGCAUUGGUGCCUACAUGAUCGUCACUACGACUGGAUACGAAUCGAGCUCCGGUGGACCAUUCUUCCGUGACAUCGAUAACCAAGGAUCGUCUCAGCAGGAACUGUACUUCUGUAAGACACAUGUCAUCUUCGUCGCUGACAUGACGUAUCACCAGAAUUCUGGUCACACCCAGACGGAGUCGUACCGUCAAGGUCUCCACGGUCCUUAUGCGCUCUGGUUCACGACGGGUUCGGCACCUUCGUCCUCUAUCGAUACCACCUUCUGGGAAGCUUUGGGCAUUUCCGGCUACGUCGCCAAGGCGGCACGCGGUUACGUGAUCGGCAAAGCCAUUGAUGUCCCCUCUGCUUUCGCGAGCCUUGUCAGCGUCGGCUGGAGCAACUCGGAGGCACAAUACUGGGCUCGUGCGGAUUCGAGCACCCAGGACUUCUCCUCGCCUCCGAUGAAGCCAGGAACUUUUACGAUGACCUUGUACAAAACCGAGCUGGCUGUGGGAUCACAGUCCGUAUCUGUGUCUGCUGGUAGCACGACAACUUCCAACAUCCACUCAACCGCCGAUCCGACGCCGUCCAGCCCCAUCUGGCAGAUUGGCGACUUCGAUGGUACCCCCAGAGGUUUCUUGAACGCAGAUAUGAUUGAGACAAUGCACCCAUCGGACUCCCGUAUGCAUGAUUGGUUGAGGACCUACACUGUCGGUCAACAGGAUAUCGGCUAUUUCCCCAUGGCCGUAUUCAAGGACGUUGGGCCCGUCACGGUUCGCUUCGCUCUCGCAUCUGGUCAAGGUGGGGCACGCACCUUGGUCAUCGGCACGACGCUGGCCUUCGCUGGCGGUCGUCCUUCGGUGACCAUCAAUGGCUGGAGUGGUCCCGCCCCGGCGGCGCCCUCCCAGCCCGACAGCCGAGGUGUCACAAGAGGUACCUGGAGAGGCAACAAUAUCCUCUACACCGUUAGCAUUCCUUCUGGCACGCUUUACACCGGAUCGACUGUGAACGUCCUGACGAUCUACGCCAUCUCGGGCUCAUCUGGCACCGACUAUUUGUCACCCAACUUCGUUGUAGAUGCUCUCGCUCUUUACUAG